Australozyma saopauloensis is the source of this 1122-nucleotide messenger RNA. It is a transcript of the gene QCR2, whose product is annotated as ubiquinol--cytochrome-c reductase subunit 2. The record is from RefSeq and is a predicted model, not a curated record. The transcript has a single exon. Gene Ontology annotation, molecular function: metal ion binding. Gene Ontology annotation, cellular component: mitochondrion. The coding region runs from base 1 to 1122 and encodes 373 amino acids. Lineage: Eukaryota; Fungi; Ascomycota; Pichiomycetes; Serinales; Metschnikowiaceae.
AUGUUGUCUCGUAUCUCUGCACGUGCUUACAGCACUGCUCCCGUCAAGUUGGUCUCUAGAGACGCCACCGGUAACUUGUCCACCCUUUCCGUCGUGGUCAACAAUGCCGGUUCUAAGGUCGGCAAGGCUGGUGUUCCUCAUCUCUUGUCCAAGUUCGGCUUCCUCAAUAACGAGGUCAAGUCUGCUUUGAGAUUCACCCGUGAGGCCGAGUUGCUCGGUGGUGCUUUCUCCUCCGAGGUCACCAGAGACGCCAUUGUGUUGUCUGCUCAAUUCUUGAAGAAGGAUUUGCCAUACUUUGUGGAGUCCUUGGGUAACGCAGUUGCCAAGCCAUCUUUCAGACCACACGAGUUCACCGAGACCGUCAAGCCUACUGCUUUGGCUGAGAGCGCUGCUGCUCACGCUUGCCCAGAGUUCGUUGCCUUGGAGGCUUUGCACCAACAGUCCUUCAGAAAGGGCUUGGGUCAACCAUUGUACUACAGCGCUAACCAAAGUGUCACCUUCGACGAUGUCAAGGAAUUUGCUGCUUCUGCUUUCACUGCUGGCAACGUUUCUAUUGUCGCCUCUGGUGUCAACGAGGCUGAUUUGGCUGAGUUCGUUGCCGAGUCUGCUUUCGCUGGCUUGCCAGCUGGUUCCACCUCUGCCCCAGCUGUCACCACCUUCACUGGUGCCGAGACCAGAAUCGCCUCUUCUGGUGCUUCCGUUGCUGCUUUCGCCAUCCCUGUUGCUAAGGCUGACUACGCUGCUUACGAGGUUGUCGCUGCUGCUGCCGGUACUUCUACCUUGGUUGGCAGUGCUGCUCCUUUGAGCAAAAUCCCAGGUGCCGACUCUAAGUUGUUCAAGUACCAGGACGCUGGUUUGUUCGUGGUCUCUGUCACCGGUGCUGAUGCUCAUGCUGUCGCCAGCGGCAUUAAGGCCGCCAAGCAAGCUGUGGCUUCUCUCUCUGCUUCUGCUUUGUCCGGUGCUGUGAAGGCUGCUGAGUUGUCGGUUGCUUUGCAAGACUCCUUCGAGUUCUCCCACAACAUCAAGGUCUCUGCUGACAGCGGAAAGAACUUCAAGUUGGGUCCAUUCAACUACGUCGCCGUCGGUAACACUGAUGUCUUGCCAUACGCCGAUGAAUUGUAA